AUGCCAUUUGGUGGAAAAGUUGUUGUUCUAGGAGGUGACUUUCGGCAAAUAUUACCUGUCAUUCCUCAUGGCAGCAGACAAGAUAUAGUUCAUGCAACCAUCAAUUCUUCUCAUCUAUGGUCCCAUUGUCAUUUAUUAACUUUGACCAAGAACAUGCGUCUUAAUUCUGGAAGUAGCGCUCACAAUUUAGAGGAAAUAAAAGAAUUUUCUGAGUGGCUACUUAAAGUUGGGGAUGGUAAUCUUGGAGAUGAUGUUAAAGGAGAAUCUAUUAUAACAAUUCCAGAUGAAUUGUUGAUUAGAGAAUCGAAAGAUCCGCUGUCGGAUAUGGUUAAUUUUGUUUAUCCGAAUCUCUUGGAUAAUAUUUUGGAUCAGACCUUCUUUAAAGAACGUGUUAUUCUAACCCCUAAAUUGUCUGAUGUUGCUAUGCUAAACGAGCACCUAAUGUCUAUGAUUCCUGGUAAAGAAAGGACUUUUUUGAGUUCGGAUAAAAUUCUUAAGCAAGGUGGGACUUCCUCUAUUGAGGAUGAUGAAAUCACCCCUGAGAUCUUAAAUACAUUAUCAUGCUCAGGGAUUCCUGAUAAUAAAUUAAUCUUGAAGUUAAAGUUCCAGUAA
Molecule: messenger RNA, 612 nt
Organism: Gastrolobium bilobum
Lineage: Eukaryota; Viridiplantae; Streptophyta; Magnoliopsida; Fabales; Fabaceae
Exons: 1
Coding region: 1-612 (203 amino acids)
Biological process (GO): telomere maintenance; DNA repair
Molecular function (GO): DNA helicase activity
Source: RefSeq, a predicted model, not a curated record